Messenger RNA from Bactrocera tryoni, 2628 nucleotides. RefSeq names its product protein toll-like. Gene Ontology annotation, biological process: toll-like receptor signaling pathway; immune response. Gene Ontology annotation, molecular function: transmembrane signaling receptor activity; protein binding. Gene Ontology annotation, cellular component: membrane. The record is from RefSeq and is a predicted model, not a curated record. Lineage: Eukaryota; Metazoa; Arthropoda; Insecta; Diptera; Tephritidae.
AUGGCGUUAAUCAAAACUACUAUUGAACCAGUCUUCACUUGGUCCCCCAAUUGCUAUAGCGAUGAGAAGACUAAAUGUAGCUGCUAUGGUGAUGAUGAUUUUCGUUGUACAAUUGUAGACAGACUCAAUGAUAUUUACAUCGAGUUUUCUUCCAACUUACGGACUCUGGUUGUAAUUUGUUCCAUAGGCACAGAAACUAAUAUAAAUUAUCUACUCGAUCGCAAAUUUCAGUCAAUUUUACUUAAAACCCGUUAUUUGGAAGUGACAAAUUGCAAGAAUUUUACACACGAAAUCUAUAUGAAUGACGAUGUGCGGGAAAUUCUAAUAGACAUGCAGGAGUUGAAUAAAAUAAUACUAGUAAAUAACAAUGACCUUGCUGCAGGAACAAUGGAAUAUUAUGGUGCCGUCAUGAAUAUGCUUCACUUACAAUUGAUUAUUAAAUCAAAUCGUAAUGAAAUCCGGAAAGCAGAUGUUAUAAGCAUACCAACUGACACAUUUUCUACGCUGAACCAACUGGAAACGCUUACGCUUAGCGUAUACAGUCUACGAAACUUUUCGCUGCAAAACUUGACGCAAACACACUUUAAGAACCUCACUGCGCUCAGACAGCUUAACUUAGCCGGAAAUAAUAUGAGAAUGUUGGACGCCAACAUCUUUGCAGCGCUAAAGCAAUUGAAUUGUCUGAAUUUGAGCCGUAAUGAAAUCCGAGAAUUGCCCGAAAGUCUGCUUGCAAAUCAGCGUCAACUUCUCAUACUGGAUCUGAGUCAUAACUCAUUGACAUAUUUACCGUCACACCUUUUCAAUCACACUCCUUGGUUAUGGCAGUUGAAACUUGGUGGCAAUCAACUGCACGACAGUACAAAUCUUAUGGAAAAUCUGAAACCGCUGCGUUACCUACAUAGGCUAGACGUGAGCCAGAAUCAACUGCAAACUAUUUGGAGCACCGAGACUUCCGUCAAUAGAACACCAAGCUUACUAAAAAAUUUUCAAUACAGCUACUCGUAUAAGGGCAUGACUGAUGAUUUAGCCGACCACCUUAAUUAUAUUAUCAAGUUGCAACCAGAAAAUUACGAAGAUGGCAAGAUUAACUCAACAAUAAUCAAUUUAAGUGGCAAUCGUUUGCGCGACUUCUCUUUGGAUUGGCUUGUAGCAGUGAGCAUAACAUGCCCUUUUGAAAUAAACCUAGAGCACAAUCUGAUUGAAAACAUUUUUGCUUUACAAAAUUUCUUCGUUACCACUGACGAUUGUUGGUCCGAAAUCAAAAUGGCUGGUAAUCCGAUCGUGUGCGAUUGUAAAUUGGCUUGGAUUUACAGUGAAAACUAUCGUUUGCUGUUCAAUGGUUUACAGUGCGUUCAGUCGUCAACCAAACUAGUAAAAGAUCUCGCGCAGCUGGAACCUAAAGAACUGUGUGCUUGGGAGCCAGUCAUGUGCCCCAUCGAAUGUAAUUGUUACACACAAUUUGAAUUUCUGCACAUCAAUUGCAAGGGUGCGCAACGUAUCGAACAGCUCCCACGCUCCGAGCAAGUUGGGCUCAAGAGUUCGAUACUCGACAUUAGCAAUAACAAUUUCAUUGAAUUGCCGCUAAACACGACCUUCGGCUAUGGUAACGUUUCACAACUCAACGCGUCGUACAAUAAAAUCACGAGCAUAAAUAUCAGUCAACUGCCAACCAAUUUGACGGUUUUGGAUCUACGAAAUAAUCGCUUAAAAUCUUUAAAUGAUGAAUUUUUGCGUGCAUACCUCAAUGAGAGUACAAAACUAAAAUUUCUCUAUCUAAGUGAAAAUCCUUGGUUUUGCAACUGUUCCACGCUGCAACUGCUGUACACCAUACGCACACAUCGGAGACGCAUACCCGAUGCCGACCAGUUACUCUGUGUUAAUCUGCCGAACGAUACACUCCUAAUAGCAAUUGUGAGAGAAUUGUGUGCAACUCCUGUUAACGCUGAAUAUUAUCAGUACUUGAUUACAACUCUGAUUAGUAUAGCGUUAACCAUUAUUAUUUUACUUUGCAUUAUCGCACUCUUCUAUAAAUAUAAAUUAGAAGUGAAAGUCUGGUUAUAUAGCCAUAACAUAUUGAGAUUUUGGAUUAACGAAUGUGAGCUGGAUGAGCAUAAAAAAUUCGAUGCCUUUAUUUCAUAUGCACACCAGGAUGCAGACUUCGUCAACCAUACAUUACUGCCGCAGCUCGAACAGUCCGAACCACCAUUUCGUGUAUGCACGCACGAACGCAAUUGGCUGGCUGGCGCUUAUAUACCUGAACAAAUCAUCGAAUCGGUGGAACAGUCACGUCGGACGAUCAUUGUGCUCUCGCAGCAUUUCAUCGAGUCGGAUUGGGCGCGCAUGGAGUUUCCCACAGCGCAUCAGUGCUCGUUGAACGAGGGUCGUGCGCGCAUAAUAAUGAUUAAAUAUGGUGAAAUCUCGAACAGUGAGUUAUUUAGAGAGCUAAAGGCAUAUUUGGAUAUAAAUACAAAUCUGGAUUGACAAGAUAUCAGAUUUUGGGACCAAUUACGCUACGCCAUGCCACAUAAAUUGGGUAGAGAGAGGAAUUCCGAUAUGCUAAAAAUUAACGGCAGAAUGUAUGUUAUGGGACAAGUUGAGAUGAAUCGUUUGCGUGACGAAAUUGUUUAA